CCCCCUCUUGUUGAUAGCACCAUCGUUUACCGUGCGACGCUCCCCUCGUGAUUCUAUCGAACGGCGUCACUGCCUACCUGGGUUGCCAGUAUGGGAAUCAGUUUCGACUCCAUCUGCCACAAGGCGCCCCUGCCAGCAUGUUCCAUGCUCGGCCACUCGUCGGUGUCAGGGUCAACUGGCAUCCUGCCCAACUGCUACGCGCGGAAUAUUGAGUUGGCCAAUACAAUCAUCUUCGAGGGCGCUUCGUCAUUCCUGCAUAUCAUCGCGCUGGGAAUGACGGUUGUUAUGAUCCUCCAUGUUCGGUCUAAAUUCACCGCUGUUGGUCGCAAGGAAAUCACGACGUUUUUCUAUAUCUUCAUGGCCUUGACAUUCUUUUCGCUUAUUCUCGACGCGGGCGUAGUCCCCCCUGGCACCAGCCCGUUUCCCUACUUCGCCGCCGUUCAGAAUGGUCUGACUUCUGCGCUGUGCACUUGUCUGCUAAUCAACGGAUUUGUGGGCUUCCAGCUCUAUGAGGAUGGCACUGUGCUCUCCGUCUGGCUGCUACGAUCUAGUUCUUUCCUCAUGUUUGCCAUCAGCUUCAUCAUCUCGCUCCUGACCUUUAAGGGAUGGGGAGGUCUCGGUCCGACGAACACCAUCGGGCUUUUCGUCAUCCUCUACAUCGUAAACGCGGUCUGCCUUGCAAUCUAUGUAGUCAUGCAGGUGAUCCUCGUGGUCAACACUCUGGAUGAUCGUUGGCCAUUGGGAAACAUUGCUUCCGGCACCCUCAUCUUCAUCGCCGGACAGGUCAUCCUCUAUGCGUUCGGUAAUGACAUCUGCAACAGUGUCCAGCAUUAUCUGGACGGGCUUUUCUUCGCCUCUCUAUGCAAUCUCUUGGCCGUUAUGAUGGUCUAUAAGUUCUGGGAUUCAAUUACGAAAGAGGACCUUGAAUUCUCUGUCGGCGUCAAACCCAAUACAUGGGAAGUGAAGGAUCUCCUUCCCGAAGAGGAUCGCCGGACAACCGUUUACCACGACACUAAUUCCGAGUACGCUGGCAGUGUCUACCAUCGGGCAUCUACCUACGGCGGCCACAACUACUAACCUGCACCCGGCGUGCUUUAAUAACUCCCUUCAUCAAUUUUUGUAUAUGAUCAUAUGAUGUCAUGUACCCUUGAUUCGAGCAUUUUCAUAUUCUAAUGCACAGCUCCUUCUCAUGUUUCUGAUCUGGGCUAUAUAUUCUUCUUCCCUUCCCUUGCAUGCAUAUGCGCCUCUUGUGCCUAUUAUUUGAUAUUCGUUGCUGAAAAAAAAGGGAGUCCCCGAGGCGUUCGAAAGCAUGGAAAUUUUGUUUUCUAUAUACUAUCAUCAUAAUAAUGGAUAUAAUCGGUCUUUAAUGGUUAGCACAGGAAUUCUCUUAUAGAGUCAUCCAAUACAGUAUU
Messenger RNA from Penicilliopsis zonata CBS 506.65, 1412 nucleotides. RefSeq lists its product as hypothetical. Gene Ontology annotation, biological process: protein folding. The coding region runs from base 91 to 1077 and encodes 328 amino acids. Lineage: Eukaryota; Fungi; Ascomycota; Eurotiomycetes; Eurotiales; Aspergillaceae. The record is from RefSeq and is a predicted model, not a curated record. The transcript is spliced from 3 exons. Gene Ontology annotation, cellular component: endoplasmic reticulum membrane.